Molecule: messenger RNA, 4384 nt
Organism: Trichosurus vulpecula (common brushtail)
Lineage: Eukaryota; Metazoa; Chordata; Mammalia; Diprotodontia; Phalangeridae
Gene: CFH
Product: complement factor H
Exons: 23
Coding region: 381-4103 (1240 amino acids)
Source: RefSeq, a predicted model, not a curated record
GAAAGUGCUCUUUAAUUGAUUCUUUGCACCGUCUAGGAGCUUGAAAAUAAUCCAACUGAGAACACGGCCUGUAUUUUCAAUGACAAAUCAGAGUGGAGGUCAGAACUCUAAUAGUGAGUGGGAGGACACAGAGAAUUCUGUUCAUACAAGGAAUGAGAGAAGACUUGUUGAGUUUUGUGGUUUGAUAUUAGUCGGGUGUUUUUUCCCCCUAGUUUUGCUCCAGUUUCUAGUAGGUGGGACAUUUAGUUAGUGGACUUUAUUCAGGCAGCAUAUUUUCAACUUCUGUUUGAAACAAGAUCUCACUUGGAGGAGUCAGAAGAGAACAUUACAUGGUAUCAGCCAACUAGUUUCUAAAUGUAUUUUGCUUCCAGGUCCAAAAAAUGAGAUUUCCAGUAAAGAUUGUUUUACUUCUAUUGUGGACUGUCUGUGUUGCACAAGAAUGUAAUGAUGGUCCUCCAAGAAAAUCUACAGAAAUUCUAACAGGAACAUGGUCUGAGUCAGUAUAUCAAGAAGGUACACGUGCUACUUACAAAUGUCGACCUGGAUAUAGAACACUUGGAAGUAUUGUAAUGGAAUGUAAGAAUGGAAAAUGGGAGUCUCUUUACCCAAAUAAAGUGUGUAUGCGAAAGCCCUGUGGUCAUCCUGGAGAUAUACAGUUUGGUUCUUUUGAACUUUUGGAAGACACUGAGUUUUUAUUUGGAUCACGGGUUGUAUAUAAAUGUGAUGAAGGAUAUCGGUUGGCAAGCCCAAUUAAUUUCCGUGUAUGUGAAGCAGAUGGAUGGACCAAUGAUGUCCCUUUCUGUGAAGUGGUUAAGUGUUCACCAGUGACAGCACCACAAAAUGGAAAAAUUUCCACCAGUUCACUUGACCCAGACCAGGAAUUUACUUUUGGCCAAGUGGUACAGUUUGAAUGUAACCCAGGCUUUAAGCUAAAGGGGCCUAGGGAAAUACACUGCUCAGCAGAUGGUGAUUGGAGUGAACAAAACCCUCAAUGUGUGGGAAUUUUAUGUGAAUUACCAGACAUUGAGAAUGGGAAUCUUUUAGCUGCAAAAGCAAUUUACAAGGAGAAUGAACGGCUACAAUAUACAUGUAACCCAGGUUUUGCACACAGUGAACGAGGAGAUGCCACUUGCACUAAAAAUGGCUGGAUUCCAGUUAUGUCAUGUAAAGAAAUCACAUGUCCUCCCCCACACCUGGCUAAUGGGAAUAUAUACCCUCAGAAAGAUAAAUAUAGAGGAAGUGAUGAAAUCUUGUACCACUGCAAAAAAGGUUUUUACCCACCACUUACUGGAAAUAAGGCAAAAUGUACCCCUGAAGGCUGGUUACCUCUUCCAAGAUGUAACUUGAGACCUUGUGAAUAUCCAGAAAUUGAAAAUGGAUUCAUUUAUAAGCCAUAUUGGCAAACUGAGAAAUACUAUCGAAGUUUGUUUCCACAAUCUAUUGGAAAAAUAAUGUACUACCGUUGUAAUGAAAAUUAUGUAGCUGCUCAAAGAUCUUACUCAGACUAUUGGACAACAUUUUCAUGUACUGAAGAAGGAUGGUCUCCAGUGCCAGAAUGCCUUAGAGUGUGUUACCUUCAUUCAGUAGAAAAUGGUAAUUUUUGGCCAAGGAAAAUAUCUUAUAUGGAAGGUGAUGAAAUAACAAUUCAAUGUAUUUAUGGCUACAGUCUUCCAAAUAAUCAAGAGAAAAUUACCUGCACCAGACAAGGCUGGUCUACUGAUACAGACUGUAGAGAGAAGAGAAUGUGCACAGUUAAAAGUUACUUUGAGAAUGGAUUUUUUUCUGAAUCAAAAUUACAUUACCCUGUCAAUACAGAAGCAAGAUACCAAUGUAAAGAAGGAUAUGCAACAACAGACGGAAAAAAAGAGGGAUUUAUCACAUGUGGGCAACAAGGAUGGUUGAAUCAACCACAGUGUAUUAAAAUUUGUGAUAUUCCUCAAUUUGAAUACGCCAGAUACAAAGGAAGUAAGGCAUUUUUGAAGCCUAAUGAAAGAUUAGAAUAUGAAUGCAUGGAUGGAUAUGAAAUCACAAGUGGGGAAACUACAGGUGUCAAAGUUUGUGGUGUUGAUGAGUGGCCCACAAUAAUUGAAUGCUAUGAAAAACUGUGUCGUCUCCCUAUUCUACAAUACACUUUAUAUCCCAAUCCUACGGCAAAUGAAUAUAAAGUUGGAGAUGUGCUGACAUUUCGCUGUUCCAGUGGACUAAAACUAGUUGGAUCACCUUUUGUGCAGUGUUACCACUUUGGAUGGUCCCCCAGUAUUCCUACAUGUGAACAGAAAGUAGAAUGUUGCGAACAACCACCUGAAAUUGUGAAUGGGACACCUAAGGACUCCAACAAUAAGACAUAUUGUCAUAGUGAUGUAGUAGAGUAUAAUUGUGAUCUUGGAUUUGUGAAGAGAGGACCCAAGAAAAUACAAUGCAAUAAUGGAGAAUGGACAACCUUACCCACUUGCAUUGAGGAAAAAAGAAGAUGUGCAGAAUUACCCAAACUUGUCCACGGUCAUGUUCAGACUCAUAACCUGUCAUAUUUCCAUGGAGCUUCAGUGGAAUAUGGUUGUGAGGAAGGUUUUACAAUGGUUGGAAGAAAGACAGUUACCUGUGAUCAAGGAAAUUGGACCCAACUCCCCAAAUGCAUUGAAACACAUGAGCUUGGAAGAUGUGCAUCAACAUUUUUUGAAGAUUUGCAAGUCAACCUACAUCACAACGAGUAUAAUGAAGUUAUUGUUGAUUAUAGAUGUAACUGGAAUUCAGAAGUCAGAAGUACAACAUGUGUGCAUGGAAGAUGGUAUCCUGAACCACAAUGUCCAAAAAUGAAAUCAUGUGCACCUCCACCUCAAAUACCUAAUGCUCAGAAUAUGAGUACAACGGUGAACUACGAGGAUGGUGAAAAAAUAGGUGUUUUUUGUAAAGAAAAUUACCUUCUUCAAGGACAAGAAGAGAUAAUAUGUAAAAAUGGACAGUGGGAUUCAUUGCCACGUUGUAUUGAAAAAAAGCCAUGUUCCAAACCACCUGCUAUACAAUAUGGAGCCAUUAAGGAAGUGAGAAGUUCAGAAGUAGGUGAUGACAAUUUGGAAUCCAAUACCUACGCACAUAAUACUACAGUAAACUACUCAUGUGAUGAGGGAUUCAAGAUGAUAGGAAGAGAGGAGAUAACAUGUAAUAUGGGAAAAUGGAGCCCAUCACCUCAGUGCAUUGGAAUUUCAUGUGGAAAACCACCUAAAAUCCAAAAUGGUGCUGUUCUUAAGGAGUUAGACACUUAUGAGUUUGGAGACAGAGUGACAUACAAAUGUUACAAAGGUUUCAACAUCGAUGGGCCAGCAGCUAUAAAAUGUAUUGGAGGAACCUGGUCUAAUCCACCACAAUGUAAAGAUAUGAGAUGUUCAGCUCCACUCAAGUUUAAUAAUGCUGACAUGAUUGGUGUUUCAAAACCCCACUAUUUUCCAGGAGACAAAGUGACUUAUCAGUGUCUACCAAAUUAUCAGACUGAAGGCUCAACUGAAGUAACUUGUAUAGGAGGCUUCUGGAAAGGCAAUCCACAAUGCAAAGAUUACUCUUGUGGGUAUCCACCUCAAAUUGAAAAUGGUGAAAUUAUAAGCAAUAUAAAGGCACGAUAUGAGGCUGGUGAAACAGUGAGUUACAAGUGUAUUCGACAGCUUAAAAUUUAUGGAAAUCCAGAUAUAGUUUGUAUAAAUAAGACCUGGACAGAACUUCCUCAAUGCAAAGAGGAAGUAGGAAAAUGUGGACCACCACCACCUAUUAAUAAUGGAGAUAUCACCUCCUUCGCGUUACAUGAAUAUGCUCCAGGAUCACGAGUGGAGUACAGAUGUCAAAAAUAUUAUGUACUACAGGGUUCCCCAACUGUGACAUGCAGAAAUGGAUUAUGGACAAGGGAACCAACAUGCCUAGAGGCAUGUACAAUAUCAAAAGAAAUGAUGAUGAAAAAUAACAUAGAACUGAGAUGGCUAGAUGCUGAAAAAAUUUAUUCAAAAACAGGAGAAAUGACAGAAUUUGUAUGUAUUCGAGGAUUUCGUAAAGCACCAAGAUCACCUCCAUUUAGAGCAAGGUGCUCAAAAGGAAAUAUCAAUUAUCCCAGAUGUAUAUAAGAGAACUUUGGAAUUUAGCUGCAGAGACAAUGAAGGAGAAAAGCAUCAGAUAUAUCUUGUCACUGAUUGGAAAUGGCAACUGUAACAAAUGUUCAGCCUCAAUCUGCACGAUUUGAUCACUUUCUACUUUGAGAUAAAUGUUUUGAUUUGGUUGUAUUUUCACAGCUUGGUCCAUCAUUCAUUUUGACUUAAAAAUGUUCAACUUUAACCUGCAAAAGCUAAAGCAUGAAAUAGUUAAUAAAAAGUCAUUUUGUACCAAUAAAACCUUUACUAUAAGGAAA